Messenger RNA from Pediculus humanus corporis (human body louse), 450 nucleotides. RefSeq lists its product as uncharacterized. NCBI's taxonomy places the organism in Eukaryota, Metazoa, Arthropoda, Insecta, Psocodea, Pediculidae. The transcript is spliced from 2 exons. Bases 1 to 450 code for a protein of 149 amino acids. The record is from RefSeq and is a predicted model, not a curated record.
AUGAGAUCAGACGCGAUGGUGAACACUUCGAUUGUUUUAUUUGUAAUUUUUAAAAUAAUUAUGAUUAUUAUUAUUAUUAUUAUGACAACGGUAAUUAUUUCGGCAAAUAAAUUAAAUGAUAUUAUAUCGACAGAUGAUAGUUUAACCGUUAACGAUAAGAGCCUUAUACUGAAACGUUUAUUUCCAACGGAAAAAAUAUCGAAUGAUCAAUUAAUUAAACAUUCCGAACGAUUUAAAAGAAGUUUAAGACCCGAAUAUGCAUUUCCAUAUUAUGAUGAUUAUCUUAGACGAAAACAAUAUCCUUUGGGAAGAAUUCCCGAAACGGGGAAACAUAAAGAAAGUCAUGGAAUUCAUGUUGCCAAUUGGAGAUGGGAUGAAAUUGGGAUUUUUUUUACAUUUACCGCAUUUGUUGUUGUUACCGGAUUGGCCAAAGUUGUUCAAAAUAAUUAA